AGCAGUCGGCGCUGUCUGAGCCAAACACCUCAUACCACACACCUACAGCACGCAAACAGCUCACUUAUCCACUAUACAUCUCCCUUAAACAGAACUCAUCCACUGUCUUCCAGGAUGAGUUACACGCUGGAUAGUAUAGGGACCCCCGUUUAUCGGAGGGCAAUUGACUCUCGUACUAGCUUUAACCGCACCAGCGCAUCCCCUUCCGCUAGCUAUAGAACCCAGUCAUGGGCAAGGACAAAUCCGGGGACCACAUUUUCCACUUCCUACAAGAGAACCACCACGGUGCCUAGGGCGUACGGCUCCACUGUGCUGAGCUCAGCCGACAACCUCGACUUAUGCCCGCCUAUGUUCAACGGGGACUACAAGCGCUCCAACGAGAAAGAACAGCUCCAAGGGCUCAACGACCGCUUUGCCGGCUACAUUGACAGAGUGCAUUAUUUAGAACAACAGAACGGCGAGAUUGAGGCUGAGAUUCAAGCGCUGCGGCAGAAACAAGUCUCGCACACCCAUCUAAGUGAUGCAUACGAUCAAGAGCUUAGCGAACUCCGCUCGAUGCUGGAGCAGAUACACCACGAUAGGGCACAGGUUCAGCUUGACUCAGACCACCUGGAAGAAGACAUUCAGAGGCUGAAGGAGCGCUACGAGGAUGAGGCCCGCAUCAGGGACGAGACAGAAGCAACCAUCCGCGCCAUGAAGAAGGACACGGAUGAUUCUGCCCUUAUGAAAGUAGAAUUGGAAAAGAGAGUGCAGUCUCUUCGAGACGAAUUGGAGUUCGUGCGCAACAACCACGAGGAAGAGGUGAGCGAUCUUCUGUCUCAGGUGCAAGCGUCGCAGGUUACCGUGGAGAUGAAAGACUACCAAAAGACGGACAUCUCCGCGGCGCUCCGUGAGAUUCGCUCUCAGUUGGACGGCUACUCAUCUCAGAAUCUGCAGCAGGCUGAGGAAUUGUUCAUGUGCCGCUAUUCCAAGCUGACCGAAGCUGCCGAAGUUAAUAAAAGUGCUAUCAAUGCAGCCCGGAAUGAGAUCGACGAGUAUCGCCGCCAGAUACAGAAACAGAAUGUCGAGCUGGAGUCUGUGCGCAGCACCAAGGAGUCACUGGAGAGGCAACUGAAUGAUAUCGAGGACCGACACAGUAAUGACUUGAGUAGUUAUCAGGAGACAAUUCACCACCUGGAUAAUGAGCUGAAGGGUACCAAGUGGGAGAUGGCCCGUCAUCUGAGGGAGUAUCAAGACCUGCUCAAUGUAAAGAUGGCUCUGGAUAUUGAGAUUGCUGCAUACAGGAAACUUCUGGAAGGUGAAGAGACACGCUUCAGCACCUUUAGCCCCUCCUUCUCUUACCGCCAGCCCAUCGCCCCCUCCAAGAGUCCAAAAGCCAAACUUGAACCUCCCAAGCUGAAAGUGCAACACAAGUUUGUGGAAGAAAUCAUUGAAGAAACAAAAGUGGAGGACGAGGACUCAGAGGUUGAUGACUCCCUAGCUGCCGUGGCCGAAGAACUGGCUGCUGACCUGAAAGAAGGAGAGGAGGAAAAAGAGGGAGAAGGAGAGGAUAAGGCAGAAGAAGAGGUGGUUGCCUCCACUGAGGCCAAGGUAAGUGCCAGUGCCCCAGGUGACCAAGAAGAGGAGGAAGAGAAAGAGGGAGAUGAGGAUGAGGAAGGAGAUGGUGGAGAGGAGGAAGAUAGCAAAGUAAAAGCAGAUGAAGGGGAGGAUGAAGGAAAGGAAGAUGAGGGGAAGGGAGAAGAUGAGGAAGAGAAGGGUGAAGGCGAGGCAGAUGAAGAGGCAUCAGUGGUGGAGGAGACCAUACUCAGUGCCAAGGUCUCUAAAUCUGAGGCAGUACCCGAAAAAUCUGAGGAGGGCAGUGCUGAAGAGGGAGAAGAAGAUAAGGGGAAAGAGGAGGACAAAGAAGGGAGUGACAAAGGAUCUACCACUGGUGAGAAGGAGGAAGACGGAGCAGAGGAUGAGAGCAAAGACAUAGCAGUGAAUGGAGAAGUGGAGAAAAGGGACUCAGAUGAAGACACAAAGAAGAAAGAGAAGAAAGACAUUGAGAAGAAACAGGCAGGCAAGGAAGUAGUUUCCAAUGGAGUGAAGGAGAGUCCCACCAAAGACAGUCCAACCAAAGAGAGCCCCACCAAGGAGAGCCCCACCAAGGAGAGCCCCACCAAAGAGAGCCCCACCAAGGAGAGCCCUACCAAGGAGAGCCCCACCAAAGAGAGCCCAACCAAAGAGAGCCCCACCAAAGAGAGCCCCACCAAGGAGAGCCCCACCAAGGAGAGCCCAACCAAAGAGAGCCCCACUAAGGAGAGCCCCACCAAGGAGAGCCCAACCAAAGAGAGCCCCACUAAGGAGAGCCCCACCAAGGAGAGCCCCACCAAGGAGAGCCCCACCAAAGAGAGCCCCACCAAGGAGAGCCCCACCAAGGAGAGCCCCACCAAAGAGAGCCCCACCAAGGAGAGCCCCACCAAGGAGAGCCCCACUAAGGAGAGCCCCACCAAGGAGAGCCCCACCAAGGAGAGCCCCACUAAGGAGAGCCCCACCAAGGAGAGCCCCACUAAGGAGAGCCCAACUAAAGAGAGCCCCAUUGCAGAGAGCCCCACCAAGGAGAAGCAUCCCGCUAAAGAAGACCCUAGUCAAAAGGUGGUGAUUACCGAAACUGUGGAGACUAUCACCACUGGAGAAGAUGGAGCCAAACAUGUCACCAAAUCUGUUACUGUGACGGAGUCAGUGGAGGAAGUGGAGGACACAGUGGAGGAGAAAAUGGUCGCUACCAAGAAGGUGGAGAAAGUUACCACCCAAGCAAUCAGGAAAGUCACAGAAACAGAGUGAAGCAUUUUAAGCAAGUGUCAGAGGAUCAGGGGAUGAAAUGCAGGGGCUAUCCCAAAAAAAUGAGAAUAACAUGAUUUGAAG
Molecule: messenger RNA, 2904 nt
Organism: Anguilla rostrata (American eel)
Lineage: Eukaryota; Metazoa; Chordata; Actinopteri; Anguilliformes; Anguillidae
Product: neurofilament medium polypeptide-like
Exons: 4
Coding region: 115-2823 (902 amino acids)
Biological process (GO): neurofilament bundle assembly
Cellular component (GO): axon; cytoplasm; intermediate filament
Molecular function (GO): structural constituent of cytoskeleton
Source: RefSeq, a predicted model, not a curated record